Danio aesculapii is the source of this 2415-nucleotide messenger RNA. RefSeq lists its product as uncharacterized. The record is from RefSeq and is a predicted model, not a curated record. Gene Ontology annotation, biological process: intracellular protein localization. NCBI's taxonomy places the organism in Eukaryota, Metazoa, Chordata, Actinopteri, Cypriniformes, Danionidae. Gene Ontology annotation, cellular component: cytoplasm. Gene Ontology annotation, molecular function: protein kinase A binding. The transcript is spliced from 4 exons. Bases 215 to 1975 code for a protein of 586 amino acids.
AAAAUAACUGUUAUGACGUUAAAUGCUUCUCUUAUGUUCACACAGUUAUGAUAUAACUAGUUAUAUUAUUGUUUUCACAUUUAAGCCACACCUCUCAGCUCAGCCACCCACACACUCGCGCAAUGCAUUUGUUUCAAACAGGAAAUUAUCAAAGUCGUCCCUUCACUUCCAUCAAGUCUAUCAAGCUGAACUUGUUUGACUGAUAUCACACAAGAUGAUUAAUGAAGAGUGGCUGUGCAGUUCAUUUAAACUCUGUGAACUAGUCAACACUUCAGAAUCUGGUCAUGACUCAGGACAGAUAGUAAUCAUCAGUGAUUCAUCCCCACAACCUGCUUAUAACCCAUCAUCAAUCCAGUAUGCUUUGGAAACAUACAGCCGAUUGCUGGAUGCAACAUUAGAACACAAUAGAGAGCCCAUUCAACGUUUUGCAGAGAUGACAGCCCAAACUAUUAUAGAUUCCACAGUGAGGCUCAGAGAUCCAAGUAAAUCUGUCAAAGUGAGACAGGACGAAGUUGAGAUGCUAGCAGAAGAGCUAACAUUACAGGUCUGUUGCAAAGCAUUGGAAGAGAUGGAGAGGCAUCAUUACUCUGAAGAUCCAUCAUCCAAAAAUAUAUAUGAUGGGAUAAUGGUGGCGACUCACGAAAACACACCAGUCCUGUGCUCCACGGGCUGUGAUAAAAACACAUCUGAAAUGGAAACAGACUGCAAGAUGGAAGAAUACGAUGAUGCAUAUACUAUAGCCUAUGCUACGUCCUUAAAGAGCAUGGCUAGUUUUGGCUCUAUUGAAUACCCUGAUGCUCCUCCAAGCACCCCUUUACUUCCAGAGAUGAUAAGAAGUCGAGCCAGUUUCACAAGGAAGCUGAAGGGAGGAUUGGCCAAAGAGUUUCUUCCCUCACCCCCUCCGCCAACACCAAAAGACCAUAUGCAACCCUUACUGGAGAACCAAACGGCAGAUACGCCUGCUGACUUUGUGGUCAGGCUAAUGCGCUCACUUUCGCUAGAGUGCUAUCAAAAUGGAGGAGAAGAAAAAGAGGAGUCCACAGAACUAGAAGAUGGUCAAAAUAACAUGCUGACUGACUACGCAGCUCAACUAUCUGCUGAGAUCCUGAAUUUUAUCCCCACCAAUGAGGUCAAAGAUAAGGGUUGUCUCAAAUGUAUGUUGGAUAUUGCUGACCAGCUAGCUGGUGAAAUUGUCUCAGGGUCUUUAGCAAAUGUGAUGGUAAGCGAAAAAAGGAAGGAUAAGAUAGACAUGUCUUCUGCUAAAAGAUCUAGCAUACCAGUCUCUACAGCAGACAGGGUGGAAGUGUUAGCUAGUGAGAUAAUCAUUAAUGCUAUCGUUCAAGCUUUUGCAAAGCUAAGACAGGAUGAGGUUAAACAUGAAACCCAGCCAUAUCUUUCAGGCAGAGUGGUGAAACCACAGCCAUGGGAAGAAGAAAGACAUUCAAACACAGUGUGUAAAGACUCAAUCAACUCCCACAAAGCCUUCAGUAAAUCAGAAUUGAACACCAUUUCAGCUGAUGACACAAAAGUGGCAUCAUUGGUGCAAAGAUUUGCCAACGACUUUGCAGAACUCGUGCUUCAGCAAUCAAUAUUUGAUGCUUUCAGCUUGUGCUUUAGCUGUAAGCAAUCUGAGAGAAGUGACAUUGUCUUACAAAAAGACAAAAACAUAAAAAUAAUCAAGAUACGCACUGAGGAAAGCCACCAGAUCCAGGAACUGCAGUGUGUUCUACUCUGGGCUGCAGCCUCUCUGAGAGGAAGUUCAGCACUUCAGUUUGAUCUGCCAGACACAAGGCUUCAACAACAGCUCUGCAGACUCUCUCGGAAUGCCUGUCUGAAUGGCUGGACAGUGGCCGCUUUAAUGGCUUCCCUCCACCAGUUUUGCGACAUGCAGCAAGCCAGCAGAGGGCGCUACGAGAGCUCUGAAUCCCUCCUGGAGCAUCUGCAGCACCUGACUGACAACGUAUGUUUAAACUGAACUCAGUCCAGCUUCACCCUUGCAGAACCGGCCGCCAAUCCAUGCGCCGCCCCUCCUGAAAUGAAGACAGAACACAGCAGGCAUCAGUCUUCAUCUACACACUCUUCAACGUCCUCAGCGCUAAUAAAAGCAGACAGAGUCAUAACAAACUAUGCUCAGUUAUAAUCGAUUUGAUUGAAAACGAGCCCUUAAAAACGAAACAGCUGUGCGCGCACUGCCUCCUCACAACAAUCAGACAUCCGAUCCAAAGGCUAAACCACAGCCAUUAUUAGGUAAGCAGAAAUCAGACUACAAAUCACCUCUAGAUGUUACCACCACCCAAAACACACUGACACUUUCUUGACCAAAGAUCCUGUAUUCUGAACGUCUGUGUUUUUAUAUGUCACUGCCAAUAAUAAAGUGUGUCUGAAUAAUGAUAAACAGCCAAUGCUGUAUUGUUA